Cuscuta epithymum is the source of this 1399-nucleotide messenger RNA. Lineage: Eukaryota; Viridiplantae; Streptophyta; Magnoliopsida; Solanales; Convolvulaceae. The record is from the annotation of a GenBank genome assembly.
CUGCAAUCUGCAUACAGUUAUACUUUUUCUCUUUUGCUGUGCUUUCUGGAAUUUCCUAAUCACUAUGGCAAUGGCAGCAGAUUCAAAAGAAACAGAGCUCCCAGUGAAGGCCUUUGGAUGGGCAGCGAGGGAUACCUCUGGUGUUCUCUCUCCAUUCAACUUUUCCAGAAGGGAAACAGGGGAGAAGGAUGUGCAAUUCAAGGUGAUGUAUUGUGGAAUUUGCCAUUCAGAUCUUCACCAGCUCAAAAAUGAAUGGGGUUCCACUUCAUAUCCUAUUGUUCCCGGGCAUGAGAUCGUUGGUGUGGUGACUGAAGUGGGGGGCAAGGUCCAGAAGUUUAAGGUCGGCGACAAAGUGGGUGUGGGAUGUUUUGUCGGAUCCUGCCGCACGUGCGAAAGGUGUGAAAGUGAUUUGGAAAACUACUGCGCAGGAGGAAUCCUAACCUACAAUGCUGUCGGGACCACCACAUACGGUGGUUACUCAGACAUUAUGGUCGCCGACGAGCACUUUGUUCUCCGCUGGCCGGAAAAUUUGCCCAUGGAGGCUGCUCCUCUGCUCUGUGCCGGGAUCACCACGUAUAGCCCUUUGAGAUACUUCGGACUCGACAAGCCCGGAAUGCACAUCGGAGUUGUCGGGCUCGGUGGCCUUGGCCAUAUGGCUGUCAAGUUCGCUAAGGCUUUUGGAUGCAAAGUUACUGUCAUCAGCACCUCUGCUGGUAAAAAGCAGGAAGCCGUUCAUCGUCUUGGCGCGCACUCAUUCUUGAUCAGCCGCAACUCAGAAGAAAUGCAGGCUGCCGCAAACACAUUAGAUGGCAUUAUAGACACCGUUUCUGCAGUUCACCCUCUUGUUCCACUACUCUCUUUAUUGAAAGUAAAUGGAAAGCUUGUUUUGGUUGGAGCUCCGGAAAAACCACUUGAAUUGCCUGCUUUUCUUUGAUCCCCGGUAGGAAACUGGUUGCGGGAAGUGCCGUUGGUGGAUUGAAAGAGACCCAAGAAAUGCUAGACUUUUCUGCUGAGAACAACAUAACACCGGAUGUGGAGGUUGUCCCAAUGGAUUAUGUGAACACUGCAAUGGAACGCCUCUCUAAUGCUCAAGUGAAAUAUAGAUUUGUACUAGACGUUGCAAGCAUUAGGGGUGGGAAAAGGCCAAAACAGGCAAGAGUUUUGCUUGAAGAGGUUGGACCUAUUUUAGUAUGUUUAGGCCUAUGUCUGGCCUGGUACUUGUUAAAGGUCUGUUUCUCGGCCAGAGUCUGAUUUAUUUAAACGCAUGGCUGAAGCAUGUAUAACUAAGCCCAUAAAGUAUUUUAUUUUAUAUAUAUAUAUAUAUAUAUAUAUAUAUAUAUAUAUAUAUAAUUGUAUUCUAAUUUAUAAUACACACUUCAUAAAAACACUUUUAUGCCUA